Molecule: messenger RNA, 629 nt
Organism: Sardina pilchardus (European sardine)
Lineage: Eukaryota; Metazoa; Chordata; Actinopteri; Clupeiformes; Clupeidae
Exons: 3
Coding region: 51-629 (192 amino acids)
Biological process (GO): spermatogenesis
Source: RefSeq, a predicted model, not a curated record
CAAUUCUUUGUUUGUGUGUAAUUUGCGUUCAGGUCGAGCCGGAAGUGGACAUGUCUCCGAUACAGGAGGACGAGGGGCCCAAUGCCGUCUCGCAGUUGGCCAAAAAAAUGCAGGGAGCCAGCGUGAAGGGCUGGAAAAGUGUCACCGCGCUCUUCAACAAAGAGGACGAGCACCAGCUGCUGGAGUCGGAGACGGACACCGAGACGGAACCGGAGAGCCAACCGGAACCAGAGCCCAUACCCGACCACCCGUUGGCAGUGAGGCCAGAGGAGCCUCGGCCCAACAAGCGCCUGACGGGCUUCUGGGACAACUUCGCCACCAAGCUGCAGCAGGCCAAGCAGGCCCAGGCAGCCGCCGCGGCUGCCAUGGCAACGGAGGCGGGGUCAGAAGGCGACGUGGAGGCGGGGAUUGACAACGAGGGGAGGAGCCCGGAGGUGGAGAACCAGGAAGAAGAAGGAGGAGGAGGCGAAGCGGGGGCCUCUGGGCAGGAGGAGGAGGGCAACAGCAACAGCUUCUCCAAGUACACGUCUCUGGGAGGGGGCGGCAACGGGGAGACGGCACUCAAAUGGAACUUUGUCACCAGCAAGCUGGCCGAGCUCAAGACCAAAGGCAUGGCCAAGACCAACUAG